Molecule: messenger RNA, 1135 nt
Organism: Ruditapes philippinarum (Manila clam)
Lineage: Eukaryota; Metazoa; Mollusca; Bivalvia; Venerida; Veneridae
Product: probable G-protein coupled receptor 19
Exons: 2
Coding region: 101-1135 (344 amino acids)
Biological process (GO): neuropeptide signaling pathway
Cellular component (GO): membrane; neuron projection
Molecular function (GO): neuropeptide binding; G protein-coupled receptor activity
Source: RefSeq, a predicted model, not a curated record
CAGCAGUAGGAGAUGUGGUGCUGGUAGAGAAACACAAUAAUACAUUGGAUAAAAUAACACAGUUUAUACCUUUCUCAGGUUGGUCAACUACUACGUCACAAUGUUACUCAACCCAUCACAUCUCUCAUAUAUUGUCUUGUCGCCGGUUUUAUCAGCAGUGUUUGCAUUGCUGAACAUUGUGACCAUUUACAUAUUCUGUCGACAUUUGCGCCUUUCAACCCUCUCGCUGAUUGUCAUGGUCAACAUCUGUGCAUGUGACGUAUUUGUUUGCGUCAUUUCCAACACGUUCUACAUUAUAAAUCUUCUACAUCCGGUAUACGCAUGGUCGACAGGUGGCGCUAGCUGCAAGAUAUUCAAAUUCGUAACGAUGCUCACCAAUAUUGCGCAGAUCUACUUUCUAUGUAUACUAAAUGCCGACCGAAUCCGUCGUCUUGUUCACAAUACCUCGAAGCAAUGGAAGAAACGGGAAGGUGUAUUAUUUGUGUCUGUUGCUUGGAUAGCGGCGACAAUCAUAUGUUUGCCACGCCUUGUUCUCUUUGACGAAAAAAGCAUUUCAAAAUUUUCACCCAAAGAAAAUGCAACAAUAGUUGUAUCUUUUAACUGCAAGCCAACUGGAAUGAAUCCAACCAUGUAUGCUGUCGUCACGGUCGCAACAUUUGUUGUUGCUUAUGCACUCCCGGCAACGUACAUCUUGUUUUCUUUAAUACGAUCACAGGUUUUCAUGUGGAGCAGACGAAAACAAAUACACAUCUCAACCACAUCAAAUGCAGUGAUCAGAAUGCAUCACAAGCUUGCACUCACGUUUAAUCUGACGGGCGCUUUGUUUCUGGCAAUCUGGACGCCAUUUUUCGUCCUGUCAUUAGUCGACCUGUCCCAUGACCUCUUGAAUACCGAGGAAAGCAGAAAUGUUAACUUUGCAUUACGUUGUACACUUCUCAUUUUAGGAAGUGCCAAACCUCUGAUAUAUAUUGUUUGCUUGGACAGAUUCAGGAACUGUUUUACAUUUGGUUUGACAAAUAGAAGCAUAGAGGGCAGCACUUGGUCAGGUAGUCAUACGGACAACACGAGUUUGACAAAGAAAAAUACAAACAGCAACGACAGUCCGAAUGUCAUCAAAACCGAAUCAACAGUUUGA